Messenger RNA from Knipowitschia caucasica, 5874 nucleotides. Lineage: Eukaryota; Metazoa; Chordata; Actinopteri; Gobiiformes; Gobiidae. The record is from the annotation of a GenBank genome assembly.
AUGAGUGACAGCUCGAAGAAUUAUCGGAGCUCCACAGGUGUCCUCCAGCAAAGCUUCACCAUGAGUGGCGACCCAGAAAUGGAAUGUUUUGGCGCUGCAGCCAUAUACCUCCGUAAGCCAGGACGAGAGCGAAUAGAGGCUCAGAACAGCCCCUUUGAUGCUAAAACAGCAUACUUUGUGGCUGAGCCCAAAGAGAUGUACCUGAAAGGGAAACUUAUCAAGAGAGACGGAGGGAAAGCCACAGUUGAGACACUCUGUGGGAAGACUCUGACUGUAAAAGAGGAUGACAUCCACCCCAUGAACCCUCCAAAGUACGAUAAGAUUGAGGACAUGGCCAUGAUGACACAUCUGAGUGAGCCCUCUGUGCUGUAUAACCUCAAAGAGCGUUAUGCAGCGUGGAUGAUCUACACCUACUCUGGGCUGUUCUGUGUGACUGUGAACCCCUACAAGUGGCUCCCAGUGUAUGAUGCAGCAGUUGUGUCAGGAUACAGAGGCAAGAAGAGAAUGGAGGCUCCUCCCCACAUCUUCUCCAUCUCUGACAAUGCCUAUCAGUUCAUGCUCCAAGACAGGGAAAACCAGUCCAUCCUGAUCACCGGAGAAUCCGGAGCAGGAAAGACAGUCAACACUAAGCGUGUCAUCCAGUACUUUGCAACAAUUGCAGUGUCUGGAGGAAAAAAGGCAGAGACAGUUUCAAGCAAAAUGCAGGGGUCGCUGGAAGAUCAAAUCAUUGCUGCAAACCCACUGCUGGAGGCUUAUGGCAAUGCCAAGACUGUGAGAAAUGACAACUCAUCUCGUUUUGGUAAAUUCAUCAGAAUCCAUUUUGCGACAACUGGAAAGUUGGCGUCUGCUGAUAUUGAAACAUACCUGCUGGAGAAAUCUCGAGUGACCUUCCAACUGUCUGCUGAGAGGAGCUACCACAUCUUCUACCAGCUCUGCACAGGACACAAGCCUGAACUGUUAGAGGCUCUUCUGAUCACCACAAACCCAUAUGACUACCAUAUGAUAAGUCACGGAGAAAUCACUGUCAAGAGUAUCAAUGAUGUUGAAGAAUUCAUCGCUACUGAUACUGCAAUUGACAUCCUAGGCUUCACAGCUGAAGAAAAGGCCAGCAUGUACAAACUGACAGGUGCUGUGAUGCAUCAUGGGAACAUGAAGUUCAAGCAGAAGCAACGAGAAGAACAGGCUGAGCCUGACGGCACGGAGGUGGCUGAUAAAAUUGCCUACCUCAUGGGUCUCAACUCUGCUGAUUUGCUAAAGGCGCUCUGCUAUCCCAGGGUAAAAGUUGGGAAUGAGUUUGUGACCAAAGGUCAAACAGUCCCACAGGUCAACAACAAUGUGUCAGCACUGUGCAAAUCUGUCUAUGAGAAAAUGUUCUUCUGGAUGGUUGUCCGCAUUAACGAAAUGCUGGAUACGAAGCAGGCGAGGAGUUUUUUCAUUGGUGUCCUGGAUAUCGCGGGUUUUGAAAUUUUUGAUUACAACAGUUUGGAGCAGCUGUGCAUCAACUUCACAAAUGAAAAACUGCAACAGUUUUUCAACCACCACAUGUUUGUCCUGGAGCAAGAAGAGUACAAGAAAGAAGGCAUUGAAUGGGAGUUCAUUGACUUUGGGAUGGACUUGGCUGCCUGCAUUGAGCUUAUUGAGAAGCCAAUGGGCAUCUUCUCCAUCCUUGAAGAGGAGUGUAUGUUUCCAAAGGCAUCAGACACUACCUUCAAAAACAAACUGUAUGACCAGCAUCUGGGAAAAACUGCCUCUUUUCAAAAACCCAAGGCUGUCAAAGGAAAAGCUGAGGCACAUUUCUCCCUUGUGCACUAUGCUGGCACUGUGGAUUAUAAUGUGACGGGCUGGUUGGACAAAAACAAGGACCCUCUGAACGACUCAGUGGUCCAGCUCUAUCAGAAGUCUUCAGUCAAGCUGCUGGCCAUGCUCUAUGCAUCUCAUGCCGCCGCUGACGCUGAGGCAAGUGGAAAAAAAGGUGCCAAGAAAAAGGGUGGUUCAUUUCAGACAGUCUCAGCUCUGUUCAGGGAAAACUUGGGGAAGUUAAUGACCAAUUUAAGAAGCACUCAUCCACAUUUUGUGCGCUGUUUGAUUCCAAAUGAAUCUAAAACUCCAGGUCUUAUGGAGAACUUCCUGGUCAUCCACCAGUUGAGGUGUAAUGGAGUGCUGGAGGGAAUCCGCAUCUGCAGAAAAGGCUUCCCCAGUAGAAUCCAAUACGGAGACUUCAAGCAGAGAUACAAAGUGUUGAAUGCCAGUGUCAUCCCAGAGGGACAGUUUAUUGACAACAAAAAGGCCUCAGAGAAACUCUUGGGCUCUAUUGAUGUCGAUCGCACUCAAUACAAAUUUGGUCACACAAAGGUGUUCUUUAAAGCUGGAUUGCUAGGAUUACUGGAAGAAAUGCGAGAUGAAAAACUUGCUAUUUUGGUGACUAUGACUCAGGCCUUAUGUCGAGGCUUCUUAAUGAGGAGAGAGUUUGUCAAAAUGAUGGAGCGCAGGGAAGCCAUUUUCUCCAUCCAGUACAACAUCCGCUCAUUCAUGAAUGUCAAAACAUGGCCAUGGAUGAAGCUUUACUUUAAGAUCAAGCCUCUUCUGAAGAGUGCAGAAACUGAAAAGGAAAUGGCCCAAAUGAAGGAACACUUUGAGAAAACGAAGGAGGAUCUGGCAAAAGCUUUAGCGAAGAAAAAGGAGCUAGAAGAGAAAAUGGUUACUCUGCUCCAAGAAAAGAAUGACUUGCAGAUACAAAUUCAGUCUGAAGGCGAAAACCUCUCCGAUGCAGAGGAAAGAUGUGAGCAGUUGAUCAAAUCCAAAAUCCAACUUGAAUCCAAAGUAAAAGAAACGUCUGAGAGACUGGAGGAUGAGGAGGAGAUCAAUGCUGAGCUGACGGCAAAGAAGAGGAAGCUGGAAGAUGAAUGCUCCGAGUUGAAAAAGGACAUUGACGACUUGGAGCUCACUCUGGCCAAAGUGGAGAAAGAAAAACAUGCAACAGAGAACAAGGUAAAAAAUCUUGUUGAGGAAAUGGCUUCUCAAGAUGAAACUAUUGUCAAGUUAACCAAGGAGAAGAAGGCUCUCCAAGAGGCCCAUCAACAGGUUCUGGAUGACCUUCAGGCAGAGGAAGACAAAGUCAAUUCUCUGACUAAGGCCAAGACCAAACUGGAGCAGCAAGUUGAUGAUCUGGAAGGCUCUCUUGAGCAAGAAAAGAAGAUUCGCAUGGAUCUUGAAAGAAGCAAAAGGAAACUUGAAGGAGAUCUUAAACUGGCCCAUGAAACCAUCAUGGAUCUAGAAAACGACAAGCAGCAGUCUGAGGAGAAAAUUAAGAAGAGGGACUUUGAGAUGAGCCAGCUUCUCAGUAAAAUUGAAGAUGAACAGGCAAUUGAAAUCCAGCUUCAAAAGAAAAUCAAGGAGCUACAAGCUCGUAUUGAGGAGCUGGAGGAGGAAAUUGAAGCUGAGCGAGCGGCUCGGGCUAAAGUAGAAAAACAGCGCUCAGAUCUCUCAAGAGAACUUGAGGAGAUCAGCGAGAGGUUGGAGGAAGCUGGCGGAGCCACAUCCGUCCAGAUUGAGAUGAAUAAAAAGCGUGAGUCCGAGUUUCAAAAACUACGGAGAGAUCUGGAAGAAUCCACUCUUCAUCAUGAGGCCACUGCUGCUGCACUGCGCAAAAAGCAGGCUGACAGUGUGGCUGAACUGGGAGAGCAGAUUGACAACCUCCAGAGAGUCAAGCAAAAACUGGAGAAGGAGAAGAGUGAAUACAAGAUGGAGAUUGACGAUCUUACAAGCAACAUGGAGGCUGUUGCUAAAGCUAAAGUUAACCUUGAGAAAAUGUGUCGCAGUCUUGAGGAUCAGCUCAGUGAGCUAAAAUCAAAAAAUGAUGAAAAUGUUCGACAACUGAAUGACGUUGGAGUUAAUAAAGCAAGACUCCAGACUGAACAUGGUGAAAUCAGUCGCCAGCUGGAAGAAAAGGAUGCUCUGAUUUCACAGCUGACAAGAAGCAAACAGGCUUAUACUCAGCAGGUUGAGGAGAUGAAGAGGCAUAUUGAGGAAGAAGUUAAGGCUAAAAAUGCCCUGGCUCACAGCCUGCAGUCAUCCCGUCAUGACUGUGACCUGCUCAGAGAGCAGUAUGAGGAAGAGCAAGAGGCCAAGGCCGAGCUGCAGCGAGCACUGUCCAAGGCCAACAGUGAAGUGGCUCAGUGGAGAACCAAAUAUGAGACUGAUGCCAUUCAGCGCACUGAGGAGCUGGAAGAGGCCAAGAAAAAGCUGGCACAGCGUCUCCAGGAUGCAGAGGAAUCCAUUGAGGCUGUGAAUGCAAAAUGUGCCUCUCUAGAAAAGACCAAGCAGAGGCUUCAGGGCGAAGUGGAAGACCUGAUGAUCGAUGUGGAAAGAGCGAAUGGUCUCGCAGCUACACUGGACAAAAAACAAAGGAACUUUGACAAGGUUCUUGCAGAAUGGAAACAGAAGUAUGAGGAGAGCCAGGCUGAACUGGAGGGAGCUCAGAAAGAAGCUCGCUCUCUUAGCACAGAAAUGUUUAAACUGAAGAACUCCUAUGAAGAGACUUUGGACCAUCUGGAGACUCUGAAGAGAGAAAACAAAAACUUGCAACAGGAAAUUUCUGAUCUCACCGAACAGAUAGGUGAAAAUGGAAAAACCAUUCAUGAACUGGAAAAGGGGAAAAAGGUUGUAGAAAUAGAGAAAUCUGAAUUACAGACUUCCCUUGAAGAAGCUGAGGCCACAUUGGAGCAUGAGGAGUCCAAGAUCCUUCGUGUUCAGCUUGAAUUGACACAGCUCAAGGGUGAAAUCGACAGGAAACUGGCAGAAAAGGAUGAAGAGAUUGAGCAGAUCAAGAGGAACAGCCAGAGAGUCAUUGAGACCAUGCAGAGCACUUUGGAUGCUGAAAUCAGGAGCAGAAACGAUGCCCUGAGAAUCAAGAAGAAGAUGGAGGGAGACCUGAAUGAAAUGGAGAUUCAGCUGAGCCAUGCCAACCGCCAGGCUGCUGAAGCACAGAAACAACUGAGGAAUGUGCAGGGCCAGCUCAAGGAUGCACAACUGCACCUUGACGAGGCCCUCAGGGGCCAAGAUGAAAUGAAGGAGCAAGUGGCCAUGGUGGAGCGCAGGAACAACCUGAUGCUGGCAGAGAUCGAGGAGCUGAGAGCUGCUCUGGAACAAACCGAGAGAAGCCGCAAAGUGGCUGAACAAGAGCUGGUGGACGCCAGCGAGCGCGUGGGACUCCUCCACUCUCAAAACACCAGCUUGAUCAACACAAAGAAGAAACUGGAGGCUGAUCUGAUUCAGAUUCAAGGAGAAGUAGAAGAUGCAGUCCAGGAAUCUAGAAAUGCUGAGGAGAAGGCCAAGAAAGCCAUCACUGAUGCCGCCAUGAUGGCAGAGGAGCUGAAGAAGGAGCAAGACACCAGUUCUCAUCUGGAGAGGAUGAAGAAAAACCUGGAGGUGACUGUGAAGGACUUGCAGCUUCGUCUGGAUGAGGCUGAGAACCUGGCUAUGAAGGGCGGAAAGAAGCAGCUGCAAAAGCUUGAGGCUAGGGUCAGAGAAUUAGAGAAUGAAGUUGAUGCUGAGCAAAGGCGCAGUGCUGAAGCCAUAAAAGGAGUGCGAAAAUAUGAAAGAAGAGUGAAAGAACUUACCUACAAGACUGAGGAAGAUAAGAAAAAUAUUAGCAGACUGCAAGAGUUGGUAGAUAAGCUUCAGCUGAAAGUAAAAGCUUACAAGAGACAAUCUGAAGACGCAGAGGAGCAGGCCAACACUCACCUGACCAGAUACAGGAAGGUGCAACAUGAGUUGGAGGAGGCCCAAGAACGGGCUGACAUUGCUGAAUCGCAGGUUAACAAGCUCAGGGCUAGAAGCCGUGAAAUUGUCAAGACCAAAGACGAAGAGGAAUGA